CCCGCAGCCUGCCCAGCCAUGGCAGCCUCGCUGAGCCGCCCCUGCUUCAUCUCCCUCCACGUGCCCUACAGGCAGGGCUGGGCCCAGGACCUGGCCACCACCUUUCGCUUCCAGCCGGUGGCCGUGCGGGAAACACCGCGGGUCCGGCAGCUGGCCUUGCAACGGGGAUCCACCACCUUCCUCAUCAACAAGCGCCUGGCGCCGGCGCCCGCCAGUGCCCCUCCUCCUGAUUUCCUCUACGACGUGGACCCCCGGCCCGCUUUUGGCACGGCCUCCAACGUCUGCUUUGAGGUGGAUGACGUGCCAGGGCUCUGCAAGCGGCUGCAAAGCCAGGGAUGCUCUCUGCCAGUGCCCCCCACCGAGGUGAGGGAUGAUGGCGGCUCUGUCACCUACGGGGUGGCGAGCUCCAUCGUGGGUAACGUCAGCCAUACCCUUCUGGACCGAUCCCGCUACCGGGGACCCUUCCUGCCCGGCUUCCAGCCCAUCCAAGGAGCCCCCUCGGCCGCGGGAGAUGGGAUUGAGAUCACCCACUUCGACCACAUCACGUACGUCUGCCCGCGGGGCGGCGCCCAGGCAGCUCUGGACUGGUACCAGCGCUGCUUUGGCUUCCGCCGCUUCCUGCUGAACCCGCGGGAGAGGCCGGCCGAGGGGUACGUGGUUGGCGGGCAGGGCAUGGGCAUGCUGCUCCUCGCGCUGCAGAGCGCCCAAGGCGCCCUGGCACACGGCUGCAAGCUCAUCCUUGCCGAGUCCCUCUCGAAGGAUGGUGCCAACCAAGUCGACACGUUCCUAGAGCAGCACGGUGGGGCUGGGAUCCAGCACGUCGGCCUCCGCACCACCGAUAUCGUUGCCACGACCAGGGCUUUGCAGCAGGGGGGUGCGCGGUUCUUCAUGCCCCCCGACGCCUAUUACAGCCAGGGGGGCAAAUCAGAGGAGAUCCAGGGAGCCGGGCAGGACCCCUGCACACUGGCAGAGCUGGGCAUCCUGCUGGACACCACGGCGCCCGGGGACAAGGGCCGGCCGGGCGCUGAUGCCACAGAGAGCCCUUCCCAGGAGUAUUUGAUGCAGAUCUUCACCCAUCCCAUCUUCUCUGAGGAGACCUUCUUCCUAGAGCUCAUUGACCGGCGGGGAGCACCGGGCUUCGGGGAAGGCAAUAUACAGGCACUGUGGAAAGCUGUGCAGGUCUAUAUGGACCAGCAGCAGUAGUGGCAACACUGCAAUCCUCCUCCCUCAGCUGCUCAUCCUCUCCAGUCCAACCCUGGGGCAAUACACCACUGUAGAGAUACCAGCGGGUGCCUGCGGCAUGGCCCAGGUCGGCAGGGACCAAGGGAGGUCUCCAGGUCAAGCCGAAGCCAACUUCAGCAUGACAGCAGGUUGCUUAGAGCCAGGUCCAGUGAGGUUCUGAGCAUCCCCCGGGUGAUUUCUCCCCCUCCAUGGGUUCCCAGUGAGUUACCGGCCUCAUAUGAAGAACUUUCUGCCUUAAUUUCAUCUUGAGCUAAUCAGACUUGUGCCUGCAGCAUGGCCAAGGACACUACUGUCAGAGCAACACCCCCAGACAUAGGGGAUGAGGGGCUGCCAGAGGGGAGUGGAUAACCCAGGGGCCAUGGACACCACAGCUCGUCAACAGGUACCACCCAGAGCACGGCCAGCCCCUGUGCAGGGCAAGUGAUGGCCUCUUGCUCCUCUCAAUUAAAGAAUUAACCUGC
Messenger RNA from Aptenodytes forsteri (emperor penguin), 1703 nucleotides. RefSeq names its product 4-hydroxyphenylpyruvate dioxygenase like (gene HPDL). The transcript is spliced from 2 exons. Bases 19 to 1203 code for a protein of 394 amino acids. The record is from RefSeq and is a predicted model, not a curated record. Lineage: Eukaryota; Metazoa; Chordata; Aves; Sphenisciformes; Spheniscidae. Gene Ontology annotation, biological process: aromatic amino acid metabolic process. Gene Ontology annotation, molecular function: 4-hydroxyphenylpyruvate dioxygenase activity.